Molecule: messenger RNA, 574 nt
Organism: Saprolegnia diclina VS20
Lineage: Eukaryota; Oomycota; Saprolegniomycetes; Saprolegniales; Saprolegniaceae
Exons: 1
Coding region: 70-498 (142 amino acids)
Source: RefSeq, a predicted model, not a curated record
UAUCUUGAAGCGUCGCGAUCCACUGCGUAUCAUUUGGCGAUCUCCAGCAUCGAGCAUCAAACGCGUGGCAUGCUCCAACGACUGCUCUGCACGUCGAUGCUUGCGGCGACGGCCGCCGCCACUGACAAGACGUCGGCGUUCUACGUCUGCGGCUCGAGCGUUCCAGCGCUCAACGGCCUGUACGAGACAGACGGUGUCACGACCGCCGAUAACGCGCCCGUGUUUACGCGUGCCGACGAUGCCGACGACGACGUCGACAGCGACUUUCGUGUCUACCGCCAUGGCGGGUUCUGGGCAGUCGCCGACUUUGCGCCGUGGCCGCCCGAGGUGCACUUUCGCUGUGACCCGGCGCACGACGACGACCACUGCAAGCGAUAUGCACCGUUGCCGCCCAACCGCGGGUACUCGUCGCGGGUGCCAAGCGACUCGACCAAAGUGAGUCCGACGCUGCAGCUACAGCCGUGCCGCAAGGCCCUCGCCUCUCAAGACGAAUUGUAAAAUAUGUGAUUAGUUCCAUGACGUCGACAGCUCUUCGUCGCGAAAAGCAAGCACAACCAAGAGCGCAAAGUGGUCG